CCGCUUCCGACGCGUUUCGCCGCGUAAUUUUCGACUCAUCGACGACCGCGACGGCCGCAGAACCACUGUACCGGGUCUCGUUAAUUUACGGGGAAAAUGGACCGCGCCCAGCGAGUCAUACAUACCGCCAAUCAAUCAAAGAGCCAAUUAGAGGCGCUGCCGAGUAUAUGUGUCAAAAGUUGUAUUUAUUUACGUCGUGGAUUUUUAACGUGGAACAAUUAACUGUAAUUGACACUACGUCACUGCUCUUGCAAAAGAUGUUGGUCUGGAUUCUCUUUUUGUUCCUGGCUUUGGGAAAUGGCCAGGAAUGGCCAUUGCCUCAGUUCACCCCACAGGAACCGACAGAAUCUACCUCUAGGCUUCCAUGGAAUCGUUACGACGAGUGGGAUCAGAAUGCAGGAGGCUUUGGAUUCCGGAAUCCUUUAGGUCAAAAUGAGAAUGUUAUAAUUAAACAAUCUACGUACUUUGUGGUGGCGUCUCGCAUGGUCAGACCAGGUCAAGUGUACAGAGUUGCUGUGAAUAUUCUUCACAGCCCACUACCUAUGACGGUGCGUACAUCUAUUCAGCGAAACGGCGUGGAGAUAUCGGCGGACCAUCAGGAAGUAAAGGAGGGCAUACCUGAAACUUUGAUGAUGCGCAUGCCACCCACUUCUGUGGGUGGUGACUACAAGUUGCGCGUGGAAGGGAUGUAUAACAAUCUGGAAGGUGGCCAGGCCUUUCUGAAUGAAACCAAACUAAUAUUCUCCCAGCGCUCCAUGACCAUUUUCAUACAGUUGGACAAGCCCAUGUACAUGCAGGGUGAAACAGUGCGAUUCAGAACGAUUCCGAUCAAUACGGAGCUAAAAGCUUACGACAAUCCCGUGGACGUGUACAUGUUAGAUCCGAAUAGAAGAAUUAUGAGAAGGUGGCUGAGCAGACAGAGCAAUCUAGGUACAGUGUCGCUAUCGUACCAGCUUUCCGAUCAACCGGUCUUUGGUGAAUGGAUCGUGCAAGUAAUAGCGCAGAGUCAAGUGGAGGAGAAGACGUUCCUCGUAGAAGAAUACUAUCAGACGCGUUUCGAAGUCAACGUCACGAUGCCGGCAUUCUUCUUUGACAACGAUCCCUACAUUUACGGUAUCGUUCAGGCGAAUUACACCUCGGGCGCGCCGGUGAGGGGUAAUCUGACUCUGAAGGCCAGUUUCAAGCCAUUGGAGAGAAUACGCAAUCCCACCCAAUUGCCGAUCGAUCCCGUCGAGAGAUACUUCAACUUCAAUGAAUAUUAUCCAUCGUGGUUUAGAAUACUCGAUGUAUACGAGGAGAGAAUACCGGUGUUGAGAUUUUUCAAUGGAACGUACCAUUUUCAAUAUCCUAUGCGGGAAUUGCUGACCUUUGUUCCGUCGACUGAAGGAAUGGAAGUCACCAUGAUCGCAACAGUGGGCGAGAGGUUUUUGGAUGAAGUGAUCGUCGGCUACUCUACGGCAAGGAUCUUCAAUUCCACCACGAAGGUCCGUUUCCUUGGCGGCAGUCCACAGGUCUUCAAGCCAGCGAUGCCGUUCACCUUACAACUGGUCGCGUCUUUCCACGACAAUUCGCCGCUACGGUUUACGCAGUUGAGGGACGCUGUAAUGGAAAUUCGCGCAGACAUCGAGAUGCGAAGCGGCGGACGUCGCAACAUUGAUACUCAGUAUCCGAGGGCAUCGCCGGAACACGCGGACGUGUGGACCGUAAAGAUGGAUCUCAGGAAACAGCUGGGGCUGGAACACGACGCCGAUCGCGCCAAUCAGAUUCUGAAUGACAUCGCCUCUAUGAGGAUCUUCGCGCACAUCACUGAUGGUGAGGGUUACAGAGCACAAACCGAGUUGCUUCUGCUCGCCCACGAGUCUCCGAAUAUGAAGCACAUUAAGAUAUCAACAUCAACCGAAAAGCCGAAAGUCGGCGAAUACAUGGUGUUCCACGUGCAGACCAACUUCUACAUUGAUGCCUUUAACUACAUCAUCAUGUCCAAAGGCAUAAUACUUUUGUCUGGUGAGGACAACAUGCAGCACAAUAUAAAGACUUUCGCGAUUCCUCUGAGUCCUGAGAUGGCUCCCGUCGCAACAGCAGUAGUGUAUUACGUGGGCCGCUACGGCGAGGUCGUUGCAGAUUCAUUGACCUUCCCAGUGAACGGCAUCUCGCGCAACAACUUUACCGUGUUCAUCAAUAACAAGAAGGCAAGGACGGGCGAACGCGUCGAGGUGGCUAUCUACGGCGAACCCGGUGCCUACGUCGCCUUGUCGGGUAUCGACCGCUCGUUCUACACCAUGCAAGCAGGUAAUGAAUUAUCAUAUGCGAACGUGAUCACAAAGAUGGCUCACUUCGACGAGGAGACCAACGGCACGAACAUGCACACUUGGCAGUAUCACGACGGUGAUCCAGAUGAGAUGGUGUAUUACCCGUCCUCCACCUUCGGCAUUGACGUCAAUCGCACGUUCGAUUACAUUGGCCUAGUCGUCUUCACGGACGCUGUGUUAUACCGAAGACCCGAACUCUGUAAUCGGACGCAGGGAUAUGGCGAGUGCUUAACCGGUCGAUGCUACAGACUGGAGAAAAAAUGCGACGGCAUAUUUGAUUGCGAAGACGGUACGGACGAGGCACGAUGCGUCGAGCGGAAUGCGACUGACUUAGCACAGUUCCGCAAGUGGCGGUUCAAUCGGAUCCAAAGACAGUACGAGAAUGUUUGGCUGUGGAAAGAUAUCAAUAUUGGCCCACACGGUCGGCAAAUCUUUAAUCUAGACGUACCACGAAGACCGGUACACUGGAUGGUCACCGUGUUCAGCAUGUCGCCCAGCAUCGGCUUCGGUAUGUUGCCGAAGGCGCUGGACUACACUGGCGUCCUGCCGUUCUACAUAAACGUGGAGAUGCCGACACACAGCAGACAAGGCGAGCAAAUUGGUAUUCGCGUAUCCGUCUUCAAUUAUAUGCGCUAUAAUAUCGAGGCAACGGUUGUUCUAGCAGACUCCAAAGAUUAUAAGUUUAUUCACGUUGAGGAUAAUGGCAUUGUGCAGUCAUACAAGCCGCGCACCUCCUUUGGCGAGCAUCAGUUUUUCAUCUGGAUUCCCGCUCAAGAUGCCAGUAUCGUUUAUUUGCCCAUUGUGCCGGUGAGACUCGGUGACAUCAAAAUUCACGUCUAUGCGACCACUCUGAUCGGCAAGGAUUCGGUGAUUCGCAAUCUACACGUCGAGGCGGAUGGUGUGCCGCAGUAUCGACAUCAAUCGAUUCUACUAGAUCUCAGUAAUCGCGCUUACGUGUUCCAAUACAUGCACGUAAAUAUCACAGAGACACCGAUUAUACCGUAUGACGAAAACCGUUACUACGUAUUUGGGUCUAAUAAAGCGACUAUCAGCUUGGUCGGCGACGUGGUAGGACCUAUUUUCCCAACGAUGCCAGUAAACGCAACGAGUCUUAUGAACCUGCCAAUGGAUUGCGCCGAGCAGAACAUGUUCAGUUUUGCCGCCAACAUGUAUACCACCUUGUAUAUGCGCUUGAUCAAUCAGCGCAAUCGCACGCAGGAAAAAGAGAGUUUCUACUACAUGAAUAUCGGUUAUCAACGACAGCUGUCAUUCAUGAAUCCCGACGGAUCUUUCAGCUUUUUCCGUACUGAUUGGAAUCAGUCAACGCCAAGCGUCUGGCUGACAGCAUUCUGUGCGCGAAUCUUCCAGGAGGCCAGCUUCUACGAAUGGGAGAAUUACCUGUAUAUUGAUCCCGAGGUAAUCGCUCAAGCGGUUUCUUGGAUACUGAAGCAUCAAUCGCCGGAAGGCGCGUUCUACGAAGUGACCUGGCUACCAGACCGAAAGAUGAAUAGUUCCUUAAACUACAGAAACGACAUAAUAGUCCAUCGAAAUAUCAGUCUCACUGCUCAUGUGCUCAUCACACUAGAGAGCGUCAAGGAUCUUACAGGCGGCCUAGGUUCUCAAGUGGCUCUGAGCGCGGCUAACGCUAUCAAAUGGUUGGAGAGAAAUCUGAAUCUGUUAGAGGCUCGCGGUAAGCCUUAUGAGAUAGCAAUAGUGGCCUAUGCACUCUUGGUAGCGAAAUCCUCGAAUGCCGAAUAUGCCUUCAAUAUUCUGGCGAGACACGCACGAAGAGAAGGCGGAUUAACAUACUGGGGCAGAGAACAAGUACCACUUCCUCCAUACAAGAUGGAAAAUCAGAAACCUUUCCUAUUGCCGCGAUUACCGUAUAAGUACGACUCGGAGAACAUAGAGACAACUGCGUACGCGCUACUUGUUCAUGUUGCCCGGCAAGAAAUCAUGAUAGAACCAAUAAUAAAGUGGCUGAAUGCGCAAAGGUUGACGGAUGGUGGAUGGGCUUCCACUCAGGAUACCGUAUGGGCAAUGAAGGCUCUGAUGGAGUACACCGUGAGGUCAAGAAUUAGGGAUGUCAGUGCGCUCACGGUAACGGUAGAGGCUACUGCUUUGCCAGGGAAGACUAAGACGUUAACUGUGAAUGACAAAAAUCUAGCGAGGCUUCAAACUAUUGAGAUUCCUGAAGCAUGGGGAACUGUAAAGGUACAAGCGAAAGGCGCGGGCUACGCUAUUUUGCAAAUGCACGUGCAAUAUAAUGUAGAUAUAAAGAAAUUCCAAACAGAGCCGCCGGUUAAAGCCUUCGAUCUAGUCACCAGAGCAAAUUUCCAUGGUAGAAAUCAGUCUCACAUCUCGUAUCUUAGCUGUCAAAGAUGGACGAAUAUCAACGAAUCUGUACGUUCUGGCAUGGCUGUGCUGGAUGUAGAAGUACCAACUGGCUACAUAAUCCAGCAGCAAACCUUGGACAGAUACAUUCUAUCGAAGCAGGUGAGGAAUCUUCAAAGAGCACGUUUCCAAGAAAGAAAAGUGGUCUUCUACUUCGAUUAUCUGGACAGUGAAGAAACGUGCGUAAACUUCACGGUGGAACGUUGGUAUCCGGUCGCAAACAUGUCGAGAUACCUUUCCAUUCGUGUUUACGAUUACUAUUCGCCAGAACGUUUCAACGAAUCUAUAUUCGAUGCACUGCCUACAUAUACAUUAAAUAUAUGUGAGGUUUGCGGCAGCUCCCAGUGUCCCUACUGCCCAAUUUACAAUGCUGCUAUGCUUUUAACUACACCAACAGGUUUCCUGCUUGUCGCAUCGCUUGUCGUCACGUUAACGAGGUACUUCCGAACGCAGCAAUUCGGCGAUGGCUAGCGAUAACGCAAAGGUAAAAGCAUUUGUCCAUUCUAUCGCCAUGAUUUGCCUCAGUUAACGGAGCACAAAUCUGGAAUAAUACAAUAAAUUAGAACAUAGUACAUGUCCACGAAUCUCAUUUUUAAAUAAUCUGAAAAAUCGUUUUUAUAUGACUUUACAAAUAUGAUACGCGUGUGCAAUGAUCAAUGUGGAAUGAUGAAUUUUAAGAAUUAAUUUCUUUUUUGAUUACUUUUAAUAAUUUUGACUUUUUAUACACAAUGCUUAAACUGAAGAUUUUUUCGCUAUGCAAUUUGUGUAGCACAGAUACAUUUCGUAAUUAUAAAAAUCUCACGAUCUUUUUAUAUUCUUAUUUUCAUAUAUUUUCGCGCAUGUAAACGAUACUUUAGAAGAUUAUAUUUUGUCAAGAGCAAUUAAUAUUUUAGGCUCGAAGGCUUUUACAAUAUAGAAAGUAUAUUAUUAUUUAUAUUUUUGAAUUAUACAAAGCGCGCACAAACUGAUUUUGUCAUAAGAUUGCACAAUCAAAAGUAAUUUCUGAAAGUAAUUGCAAUACUAACGCAAUUUCGCGAAUUUUACAUUUUAAUUGUAUUGUUUAAUGAGAAUUAUUGUGAAUAUUAUCCGUCCUUUUUUUUUUAAAUCUUAGAAUGCAUGAAAUUUUUUUACUUUUUAUAUGGUUAGGGCAUCGUACUUUUGGAGGCAAAGCAUUUAAAGUACAAAUCCAGCGUAAUAGUAGCAGUCGUUUUCCGUUAAAGUUACGCUAUUAAUUAUAAUUACCAAAACAUUUAUGACAAAAGUGUUCAUAGUGAUUAAAAAAGUACCGAAAAGAAUAUUAGUUUUCCAAAUUUUUAAUAAGCUAUCACAGUGUUAUCUAGAAUUUGUUUGGAUUUUGUGUUUAAAAUUGAAAUAUAUUGAUAUUUACCAUCUAUUGUCUCGCUUCAUACUUAUUUUCUCGUAAAAUUCGAUGCUUAGUCUCGGGAACAAGAUUAACUUGAUGUUAGAAGAAAUAUUGAAGAUAUCUGAAUACAUGUAUAAUACAUGAAAUCUUUUCAAGAUUAUUGAAAAUAUUUGUUUUAUAGGAUCUGACGGAUAUAAAAAUAUUGCAAAACUAUUUCUGUGAGAUAUUUUAAAAAUAUUUAAAUAAUAUUUCAACAUUAGAAAAAAAUGUAUCUUUUAUAAUAUCAAAUAAAUGUUUUAAAAUCAUUUUCCUGAGAACAAGCGUUGCGCGUUUCGAGAAAAUAGAUAUGAAAUGAGAAGAAAUGACAAUAGACGUGAACCCUGAUACACUUUAAUUUUAAGCCUAAAAUUAUUGUAUAAAUCCUGGACAGCACUAAACUAUGAUAGCUAACUUACUUUUUUUCGGUGUUUUUUUUGUAUUUUUUUUCUGUCAAUAAAAAACACAACUUUUAAUUUUCUAAUAUUUCUUACUCUGUUUCAUGAAGUAUCAUUCGCAAAUCGUGCCUUCGUAGUACUCGUUAAUAUUCUCGACUUUAGAGAUAAACUUUUGUUUUAUAUUGCUUUAAUCUCAUUCAAUAUAUAUAAAAAAAAGAUCAAUCAAAGAGAUAUACAAAACGUUAAUGUGAUCGGCAUAAUAUGUAAAUAGUAGGGUAGGAGAGUCAGAUGUAUUUCAGAUCGAUUCACAAGAUCGAGUAAAUGACAAUGAUACCGUCCUGUUUAUAUAUACAUACUUGCGUGAUUGAAGAGAUUUUUAUGCCGUCCCUUUGAUAAUUAGUGCCUCGAGAGUUAUACAAUUGUAUGUGUAUAAAUAUGUAUUUGUUUUCAGACAAACAUCAAAGAUCUAUUUUAAUAACAUAGCACACGAUCGAUAUGUAUAUUACAAGAUUUAUAUAUAUAAUGAAGUUUUAGUUAGCAUAAGAUUUUAGGUAAUAUAAUUGUAGUUACACGUCACACUGAUGCUUUAAGGGUAUAUCUUGGACUUCAGAUGUCAGCUAUAAGUGAUAAAUUUUUAUCCAUUCGGAAAUUAUUUAUUAAGCACACAAUGUAAUACACUGGCACUAGCCUCAGUACAUGAACCCUUAAAACGUAUGUGUGCGCGUAACACUUCGAGAUACCGUCCAUGAAGAAGUCUGCUUGACAACAAAGUAAAAAAAAAAUAUAUAUAUAUAUAUAUAUAUCAAAUAUUUGAAUAACGAUUUGUCCAAAUCGUGAAAAAACAUUUUCGCGCGAUAGACGCUUUUUUUUAGAUAUUAACGGAAUCAACAUUUAACACACGUUGGAUAUAUAUAUAUUUUUAAGUUUUAUAACCUUUAUACGAAUAAAUAAUAAAAAAUAUAUAGUAA
Molecule: messenger RNA, 7468 nt
Organism: Solenopsis invicta (red fire ant)
Lineage: Eukaryota; Metazoa; Arthropoda; Insecta; Hymenoptera; Formicidae
Gene: Mcr
Product: CD109 antigen
Exons: 6
Coding region: 168-5174 (1668 amino acids)
Cellular component (GO): extracellular region
Molecular function (GO): protein binding; endopeptidase inhibitor activity
Source: RefSeq, a predicted model, not a curated record